Molecule: messenger RNA, 2630 nt
Organism: Manduca sexta (tobacco hornworm)
Lineage: Eukaryota; Metazoa; Arthropoda; Insecta; Lepidoptera; Sphingidae
Gene: nop5
Product: nucleolar protein 58
Exons: 5
Coding region: 148-1857 (569 amino acids)
Cellular component (GO): small-subunit processome; box C/D methylation guide snoRNP complex
Molecular function (GO): snoRNA binding
Source: RefSeq, a predicted model, not a curated record
UGGCAACACUGAUGGUCACUGUCAAAUUGAAAUUGUGCCGCGAUGCGGUAGCGUCGCGUGUUUAUUUUAAAAUAUUGGUUUAAAUUUUAUUUCUUUAUAUUAAAACAGUGCUAUUGUUUGUGUGGUGCGAAAUAGUGUUGACGAAAAAUGUUGGUCCUGUUCGAAACGCCGGCGGGCUACGCUAUAUUCAAGUUGCUGGAUGAUUCUAAAUUGUCUGAAAUAGAUAGUUUAUACGAAGAGUUCAACACACCUGAAGGAGCUUCUGCUGUUGUGAAACUGAAGAACUUUGUGAAGUUCGAAGACACAACAGAAGCUUUAGCUGCAACCACUGCAGCUAUAGAGGGCAAAAUAUCGAAACCAUUGAAGAAAGCCCUAAAAAAAUAUAUUUCUAAAGAAGUACAAGACCAGCUCCUUGUCGGAGAUGCCAAACUUGGAAGUGCCAUAAGAGAGAAGUUUGAUCUACAAUGUGUCUCAAACUCCAAUGUACAGGAAUUGUUGAGAUGUAUCAGGUCCCAGAUGGACAGUCUCCUGGCUGGAUUGCCAAAGAAGGAGAUGACAGCCAUGGCUCUUGGUCUUGCUCACUCCCUAAGUAGAUAUAAGCUUAAAUUCUCUCCAGACAAAAUUGAUACUAUGAUUGUCCAAGCACAAUGUCUUUUGGAUGACUUAGACAAAGAACUAAACAACUACAUUAUGAGAUGUAGAGAAUGGUACGGAUGGCACUUCCCAGAAUUGGGCAAGAUUAUAAAUGACAAUACACUCUUUGUGAAGGUAGUCAAACUAAUAGGAACCAGGGAUAAUGCUUCACAGACUGAUUUGUCAGAUGUACUCCCUGAAGAUCUAGAAGAGAAGGUCAAGGAAGCUGCAGAGAUUUCUAUGGGCACAGAAAUAUCUGAUGAUGAUAUUAUGAACAUACAGAAUUUGUGUGAUGAAAUUGUGUCAAUUACGGAAUACAGGACGCAUUUGACUGACUAUCUGAAGGCAAGGAUGAUGGCCAUGGCACCAAACUUGACAGUACUCAUUGGGGAGCACAUAGGAGCGAGGUUGAUUGCCCAUGCUGGAUCUUUGAUGAAUCUUGCUAAACAUCCCGCUUCAACAGUGCAGAUAUUUGGUGCGGAGAAGGCUCUGUUCAGGGCUUUGAAGACUAAAAAAGACACUCCGAAAUACGGUCUUAUCUACCAUGCUCAAUUGGUAGGACAGUGUAGUACUAAGAAUAAGGGUAAGAUGUCUAGGAUGUUGGCAGCUAAGGCGGCAUUAGCUACAAGGGUUGAUGCGUUUGGAGAAGAUGUGUCCUUUGAGCUUGGUGCUGAGCACAAGGUCAAGCUGGAGAACAGACUGAGGCUGCUAGAGGAAGGCAAUUUGAGGAGGAUCAGUGGCACCGGCAAGGCCAAGGCGAAGUUUGAGAAGUAUCACAGUAAGAGUGAGGUGUUCCAAUAUCAAGUAGCGAACGACAGCACGAUAGGAAAGAAACCAGUGAAAAGGGAACACUCACCUGAAGAGGACGGCCAGGUAUCAGCCAAGAAAAUCAAGCUUGAGGAUGGUGCUGCUGAUGUCACACCCAAGAAGAAGAAGGUAAAGCAAGAAGUAAAAGAGGAGCUUGAAGAAGAUGGCGAAGAGCCGGCCCCAUCUGAGCCCACAUCAGAGAAAAAGAAAAAGAAGAAGAAGUCAUUAGCAGCAGAACAGGCUGAUGAGUCACAAGUAGCUGACCAAGAACCAGAAGAGCCAAAGAGCGAAAAGAAGAAAAAGAAGAAAGUAGCAGAUGACUCGCAAGUAGCUGAUGCUGAUGAGACAGUAGAGGAGCCUAAAAGCGAAAAGAAGAAGAAAAAGAAGAAACGACAGUCACAGGUGGAAGAAGAGUAACGCUACCUCUAAAUAUUGUUAAGGAUUUGGUGACAGUAGCAGUGCAAUACAGAGAGAUUAGGUUUUAGAUAUUGUCUUCUGAUGAGGCAUAAAUUAUAAUUAGAUCUAUCGAAUUUAAUUCUGUGAAACAUAUUCUUUAGUCAGUUUGUGUAUAUUUUUGGGUAAAAGUGACCAUCUUAAAGUAUCUGUAGUGCCCUGUAUGUACUAUAGAUUGUUGUGAUUACAUUGUGCUAAAACUAAUAUAAUUUGAGUAAGUUCUUUAUUUCAACAUUGUAUGCUUUUUGCAGUAUAUAAAUAUACGGGUUUUAAUAAUUUUAACAGCGUAGUGUUAAUUCAUUUUCUAUUGAUGUAGUAACUGGAUUACUUCCCGUCGUUGCGUGAUAUUGAGCUGACACGGAUUUUUUACUAUACCUUGGCUGUUAGUAGGGGAUAUCACGUGCCGGUCCACUGGGUACCACAAACAGGGCCCUAUUUCCCUGAGGCCCUGAUGCCACACGUUAUUUUGAUAGUACAUCCCAUGUAACGCACCUAAGCGUGUUUAUGGCUUAGCAAUUGGCAUACAGAAUACCAUUUUGCCUUAUUUCACGAUCUUAACUUUGUCAAUUUGGAUCCGUUAGGCCUCCAAGAUGUUUUUUCUUCAAGUUCCUCAAUUCUCAGUAUAGUUUUGUAUGAAUAGUACCAAGUAUAUUGCUGCUGUCGCCUUAAUGUCGCAUUGUGUCUUAGGUUUAAGAUAAAGUAACAUUAAUGUUACAAUAAAUUUAUAUUCAAAAUGA